Molecule: messenger RNA, 850 nt
Organism: Mytilinidion resinicola
Lineage: Eukaryota; Fungi; Ascomycota; Dothideomycetes; Mytilinidiales; Mytilinidiaceae
Exons: 1
Coding region: 198-749 (183 amino acids)
Source: RefSeq, a predicted model, not a curated record
UAGAUACUGGGUCUACGCAGUUUGCAAUCCCGGCUGGGUGGGAGGAUGUAGCAGCGGUGUGUAUAUGCUAGAUCUUAACAGAAGCGAGCUGUGCUGAUCCCGUUCAGGACACAUGGACACUUGAUAUCUCCAAAUCUUGGGUGCAAUGGUGAGUGUCAAUCGUCAUCUGGAAUGCUUACAAGUAAUUGGAGAUCUCGAUGAGAAGUAAUUCCCUUGUCUCAUGCAGGCGCAACGCACGAACUGGACGGAUCAGACGCACAAAUCCCAACCCCCCUGCACCUCGCACUUACCUGGACACGCCCAAUGUUCAAACGCACCUCCAACUUGUUGAAAGAAGUCCCGAAUCCCACGAGUUCUUGUACCGGAGGGCCUUCUUGGCCAUCUUGAAGCAUUUUUUCGUGGAGGCUGAAGGAUUCGAUGUUGUCCAGGAGGAGUCGCUUGGGGAGACAACUGUCGGUGAAACACAGGCAGACAUGUCGGUGCUCAAAAUUCUUGCUCGCCCUGGGGGUAGCAUGUAUGCGUAUGACUACUGUUUGGUAGAGAGCAAGAGGGCCGAUAGAAGCUGGCCUCUGACGAGAGAUCACUUGAGCAGACACUGUGGCAGCCAGUUAGAAUGCUCCUACGCACGUCUGUCUACGCGUCUCAGCUGUACAGGGUUCACUUCUCAGCUGGACAGGGUUCACCUGUUGUUUUGUCACCGUUGCUGCCUGCAACCCCUGGUCUCUCUUCACUAUAUAGCCACUCAUUAGCACCUCAAUACAACUGAUGCUUUCCUCACUGAUCCUUUGCCCUUCCUACGCCAGCUGCCACACUGCGGAGGCACAACGAACGCAUCUAAGAAAGUCUACGG